AUGAGUGAACCAGGAGUAGAUGAAGCCAUUCGGAACUUGAGGCAGUCAUUGAAUUCAUGCAUAUCCGACCUGGAACGAUCUAAAUCAAGUGUCGAAGCCGACUUGAUCAAAUCAUAUACUAGCAGUGAUAGCAGUGGACAUACUCCAAUGGAUAUAGUAGACAGAAUGAACAAGAUCACUAUGGAACUGGACUGUCUCAAGGAUGAAGCCCAACAAUUGGCUACUGAAAAGAUCAGGAUUGCUACUGAUCUGACAAACAAGCUGGAUAAAAAUGCUGCACUCGCUGCAACGUUGUCUGCUCUAUGUGCCACUGGAAAGGAAAGCAGUAGUAACAGCAUUGUCAAUUCAAUCGCGAGACUGCAUACCAUCACAAAGGCUCUCAACAGUUAG
Molecule: messenger RNA, 390 nt
Organism: Synchytrium microbalum
Lineage: Eukaryota; Fungi; Chytridiomycota; Chytridiomycetes; Synchytriales; Synchytriaceae
Exons: 2
Coding region: 1-390 (129 amino acids)
Source: RefSeq, a predicted model, not a curated record